GGUCAGGACAACAUGCGUGUCGGUCAUCCGCACACCCGCCUUUCCCGGCUUCUCCCUGCUGUUUCCUCCCCACGGUCCAGUUUGGCUGCUUCUGAGUCUACGUGGUUCUCCAGGUGGCUCGGGAACCAAACCUGGUCAUCGUUCGCAGUUCCCGAAACGCCUGCAGACGUCACGAUGCAACCUCGUCCCCGUGGUUUGAAUUCUGUGUUCGGAAGGACGACGAUGAGGUUUUGGCUCCUAGCUCUGAAUUCGGCUUCGGAAGAAAAGAAGAGGAGAUUUUGAGCUGUGAAGCCUGUCGCCAAGAGAUUUUGAUUUCGAUUCGGCGGAAUUUGGAGGAAAGAUCUCCACGACGGAUUUCGAUCCGGACUCGGAUCACGGCAAGAUUCAUCGAGGACUUGAAUUUCACUCGAGGCUAAUCUGACAUGGCCAUGGCGAUGGCUUCCGUGGGGCCAGCCAUCGCGGUUUCGCCGACAGCAUCCGGAGAGAGGAUGGCUGCGAAGUCAGCUGGAAUUUCAACUCGGAAGAUAUCAGUAACAGCUACUAAUCGGACUCCGAGUGCUCUAAUGAUUGGAAGGAACUGCAAUGUGGAGGACGACGAUGAAUUUAGCAGCAGCAAGAAUUGGGCUUCGAGUGAUCAGGUCUCAAAGGCUUUAUCCACUGUGACUGCAUUUGGAGCUGCAGCUCUACUGACAUCGGCGUCGUUUGACGUUGGGGCAGCCAUCGCCCUCGAUGGAGUAGAAGUGGGAGCUCUCUUCCAGCGCACUUGUGCAGGAUGCCACACGGGGGGCGGCAAUGUUUUACAGCCUAGCGCGACGUUGUUCAACAAGGACUUGGACAGUUCUGAAGAGGUUUCGGCUUUCGCUUCCAAAUACAGGAAUGGGCUAAGUACAGUGGACGACAUCUUUAAGAUUACAUACUUCGGGAAGAAUCGUAUGCCAGGCUAUGGUGAGAAGUGUACUCCUAGAGGUCAGUGCACGUUUGGGCCGCGGCUUGGUGAAGAGGAUAUUCGUGCUUUGGCAGAGUUUGUGAAAUCUCAAGCAGAUCAGGGCUGGACAAGCGUGCAAAAUUGAGCUUCUAGGUUUGAACCACCUUCGCUUCUUUAGAAACAUACUCCUCUUGAAUCAUAUAUCCGCC
This is a messenger RNA of Marchantia polymorpha subsp. ruderalis, 1134 nucleotides long. The record is from the annotation of a GenBank genome assembly. NCBI's taxonomy places the organism in Eukaryota, Viridiplantae, Streptophyta, Marchantiopsida, Marchantiales, Marchantiaceae.